Neocloeon triangulifer is the source of this 2776-nucleotide messenger RNA. RefSeq names its product ubiquitin-conjugating enzyme E2Q-like protein 1. Lineage: Eukaryota; Metazoa; Arthropoda; Insecta; Ephemeroptera; Baetidae. Bases 195 to 1133 code for a protein of 312 amino acids. The record is from RefSeq and is a predicted model, not a curated record. The transcript has 5 exons. Gene Ontology annotation, molecular function: ubiquitin conjugating enzyme activity. Gene Ontology annotation, biological process: protein polyubiquitination; proteasome-mediated ubiquitin-dependent protein catabolic process.
GAGCAUGCGUGGCGCGCGCAGGGUCCUCCGCUGCCGAUGAGUCGACUGCCGUCUUCGGGGCCGCAGCGUUUUUUUACACGGAAGGUCGCCGACGAAGGUGUGCGAGUGUCUCUCCUCUUUUCACCCUUUGGUCCUGACUGCAAAUAGAUGUCUUUCGAAUAAAUCGUCAAACGAUCCACGAGUAGCGAGAAAUCAUGACAUCGCGAUCAAAGGAGCGAGUGGCCGCAGCCUUUCGUCGCAUUUUCCGCGGCGCCCCCGAACGGAACGAAAGUCCGAGCUCACCUUUGAAGGUUGUGCCGAAAACGCAGGGCGGACCGGCGACGGUGCAGGCGGCUGCCAGCAGUCCCAUGGCGUCACCAGCGCGGCGCCUCCUCAGGUGCAGGGACGCCGUUUCGCCAGCGGCAAACUUGGACAUCGCGGCCAACGCAGGUGUUGUGCCAGCCCAGCCAAACAAAUCGUCCCGCCUUCAUUUCCCUGGUGCCAGUUUUUUCAAGAGCAAGAGAAAGCAGGCGGCUGCACCCCAGGCUGCAAACUCUUCGUCCUCCUUGGCCAGCUCAAGCUCGUCCACUUCCAAGACCUCCAGCAACCCCCUUGAGCAAAGUUCUGGCCACGGAAAGGCAGUCAGGACCAAGCGGCUCAUGAAGGAACUCAAGGAAAUACAAAAGCUGCAGAGAGCAACGCCGCAACCGAAUUUCACCGCCGAGCUGGUCAACGACAAUCUGUACGAGUGGCAUGUGCGUCUUUACGCAAUCGAUCCUGAGAGCGACUUGGCGCGGGACAUGCGAGAACAUGGAAUCACUUACGUCCUGAUCAGCUUCUCCUUCCCGGACAACUUUCCGUUUGCGCCUCCUUUCAUGAGGGUAGUGUCGCCGAGGAUCGAGAAAGGGUUCGUCAUGGAGGGCGGCGCCAUCUGCAUGGAAUUGCUCACCCCGCGCGGAUGGGCCAGCGCGUACACCGUUGAGGCCAUCGUCAUGCAGUUUGCUGCCAGCAUAGUCAAAGGACAGGGUCGCAUCGCACGAAAGCCGAAGGGUAGCAAAGAGUUCACGCGACGCACCGCCGAGGACAGUUUCCGUAGUUUAGUAAAAACGCACGAGAAAUACGGCUGGGUGACUCCUCCACUGGCCGACGGCUAGACCGCUACGGCCCUGCUGUGUGAGGGGUGCCACACUUCAAAGACACUUCUCACCCAAACCUCAAUUGCACUCGUUUAGUGAUCAUCACUCUAGUGAACAAUGUCCAGUUCGCAAUCGGUUGAUUUAAAACCAAAAAAGUCUAGACUUUAACAAGCCGCGUGCUAUUAAAAAAUUCACGCUUAUGCAACCGGCUCGGCUUCGGAGUCCACACACGGUUGCAGAGGCGAUAAAUUUCCGAGAAAUUAUCUCCCUGUUAAUUAAGGGUGGAUUUCCGUCUCCGGUUGUGGAACCUGAUCUCUUGAUUGAGAUUCGCGGCGUCAUGUUGUGUUACAGUAUCAGGUAAACAUGCCAAGCGCUAGAAUGUGUGAGAGGCUCACCAAAGCGACGGUAACACGCGCAACAAGAGAUAUUUAAUUACAUUGUUAUGUGCUCAAAUAUACAACCCCCCAAGCCCUGUUAUAUUGCAUGUGUCACGUGUUGUGUAACGAUAUAUACAAAAAAUCGUGUUGUUACCAAAUUACUCCACUCAUUAGCUGGCCACACGGAAAAAAAAUAAUCUGUAUGUCUUUCUCGAUUCUCAUGAGCAUUUUUACACGUUUUGGUGUUUAUAUAUCUUUGACAAAAGUAAUAAGUGCACCAGAUUAAUUGCAGGCAUCACAAAUUUCAGAGUGAGAUUUUAAAGUUAUCACACGCAUCAUAUUUGCAUGAUAUUAAGUAAUGUGAAUGAUUGUAACAUUUUAAUGAAUUUAGUUUAAAAAGCGAAAAUCUGUUACAAAAAAAGAGAGCUUUUGCAAGUCUUGCGCGACCCGCAAGCACAUUAUACCUGAUGUACGCGCGUAAAUCCGAAAACGAUAGGGUUGUAUUUUCAUUAGAGCUCGUUUGUUUUGUUUUCAUUCAAGUGGCUGUGAAAAGUUUCUGUUCUGGUUAAAUAUCUAGAAAAGCGUACUUGAGAGUAUAAAUCUAAAAAAAGUCAAGAAUUAGUUUUUCGUGUGUGUACUUAUAAAUUAUAUCCGUCCCAUUCAAAGAUAUGUUAAAAGAGAGUCGGCGUUUGUGGGCACAAAAAAAGAAACUUAAUGAUUACCAAAAGAGGCUUCAAAUUCCAGGCCAGCUCGUUGAAAUUUUAAUUAGCGUGCACCAUCGUAAACAGCAAACACCAGGAUAUAUAAGUUUUAAAUUGAUACAUGUUAAAAAUUAAUAUAAACGAGAAAGAGAAAACGUUAUAAAUAAAUUAUUAAAUUCUGCUAAAUAUAUCAUUACUCGCAGAGCAUUUGACAUUUAAAAUCAAUGCAUGUUUUAAUAUCAAAACUGAUGUUUGGUCCUCUGAUCGAUUAAAAUGUGUAGGUUAACCAAAGUUAUACUUCCACAAAGCGCUGAUCAAAUUCUAAAAACAAUUAUUAAACUGGCGGAACCUUUGCACUUCGAAUCGCAAAUUAUCGACAAUUAUUGUGAGAAAAUAUGCGUCUCAAGUCGAAGAGUUUUGUCGCAAAACACAUUAAACAUUAUGUAUUGAUUGUAAUUAAUAUACGUGUCUUGUAAAUAAGUAUAGCCGAUGUUUUGCUCCCCGUGUCCAGUAUGUUAAUUCACCUUGCCUGCUUCACACUGUGUCAAUACAAAAAUGGAACAUCAUCGUCAGUAAACCAAAC